UUUCGCAGAUAAGAUGUGAAACAAGCGACUAACAAUAAGCAAUACAUAAAAUAGGAUGACUACACUAGUAUUGUGUUAUCUUAAAGUGGUGCGAAAUAUACAGGAAGGAAAAGUGUGAUGCAUAAUUAAGUGAAUCUUAGGCAGUUUUCGUAAUGGCGGAUGUUCGUAAUUGUAUAUUACGCUGCAUAAGAAAUUCACACGAUCCAAUAAUUUUGCCAGACGAGGAAGAGAUUUUUGUAGGUAGAGGACCGGUUACAAAAAUCACAGACAAAAAGUGCUCCCGGAAUCAAGUAAGUCUUCGUGCAGAUUAUGAUGCGAUGCAAGUGAGAAUUAAACAGAUGGGGCCUAAUACAACAGGCGUGAAUGGCUUGGCGCUUAAAAAGAGUGAAACUCAAGUUUUGAGACAUGGUGACCGUUUGGAGAUUUUGCUUGGGCAGUACGUUCACAGAGUAGAAUUUGAGCCUCCGCCGUCUGUAGACAAACUCAGAACUGAAAGAGAUGGAAAGAAGAGGAAACUUGAUGAAGCCAGUCGAGUGAACAAGAAAUUGUGUGAUGAAUCAUUGAAUAUGGAUGUAGAUGAACCCAGCUCUGAGAGUAAAUGGGAAACUAUUGAUAACGGAAAACUUUUAAUUUAUACAGCAAAGCAUGUUGUAGCUCAGCCAAAGAUUGCUGCAUAUGAUCUUGAUGGUACUAUCAUCACUACUCAGUCAGGUAAUGUCUUUCCAAAAGACUGCAAUGAUUGGAAGAUUUCAUUUAGUGAAGUUCCUGGAAAGUUGAAGAAGCUGCAUAACGAUGGCUAUAAAAUUGUAUUCAUGACAAACCAAGCUGGUAUAGGGCGGGGCAGUACUAAUGUAGAAGAUUUCAAGGCUAAAGUGGUUAGAAUUGUGAAUAAACUUGGUGUUCCAGUGCAGACUUUCAUCUCUACUGGCAAGGGUAUCUAUCGAAAACCUGCCCCAGGGAUGUGGAAUGCACUUGUGGGAAAGAAAAACAGUGGUGUACCUAUUGAUAUAGCAGAGUCUUUCUACUGUGGGGAUGCAGCUGCAAGGGAGGCUAACUGGGCUCCAAAAAAGAAGAAAGACUUUUCUUCUUCAGAUAGACUUAUGGCACUAAAUUUGGGCCUGAAGUUUUACACACCUGAGGAGCACUUCUUGCAGCACACCGCUGCACCGUUCAAACUUCCAGAUUUCAACCCUUCAGCUCUUCCAAGCGACCUCCCAUUAUGUGAGCCACCUGACUCAAAGCUCAUAUCAGACACAAAAGAGGUUGUAGUUCUGGUUGGAUCUCCUGGCUCUGGUAAGAGUUUUUUUGCAUCAACCUAUCUGGUUCCAGAAGGAUAUCAUCAUGUGAACAGGGAUACAUUGGGUUCUUGGCAGAAAUGUGUGUCAGUUUUGGAAUCAGCACUGGCUGCAGGCAAGAGUGUGGUAAUUGAUAACACCAAUCCUGACAAGGAAUCAAGACAGAGAUUUAUUAAUGCAGCCCAUAAACAUGGUGUAAAAUGUCGUUGUUUUGUACUGAAGACAAGUAUGCAACAUGCUAAACACAACAACAAGUUUCGAGAAUAUACAGAUGAUAAUCAUGAGCCAAUCAGUGAUAUGGUCAUUAACAUGUACAAAAAAAAGUAUGCAGAGCCAAGCCAGGAUGAAGGGUUUAAUGCUAUUGUGAAGAUUAAUUUUAUACCAAAGUUUUGUGAUCCUGAACUGGAGAAACUCUAUAAAUUGUAUUUACUGGAAAAAUAAUUGAAAUAAUGCAAUAACUGUAAGCUGCACAAAGGAGAGAUGUACUGUAAUGGGAGUGAAGAACCAGCACCUAACCAGCUUUGAAGGUUUGUCUCCUGGGAUAUAACAUU
Cryptotermes secundus is the source of this 1846-nucleotide messenger RNA. RefSeq lists its product as uncharacterized. Gene Ontology annotation, molecular function: ATP-dependent polydeoxyribonucleotide 5'-hydroxyl-kinase activity; polynucleotide 3'-phosphatase activity; protein binding. Bases 153 to 1736 code for a protein of 527 amino acids. The transcript is spliced from 7 exons. Gene Ontology annotation, biological process: DNA repair. NCBI's taxonomy places the organism in Eukaryota, Metazoa, Arthropoda, Insecta, Blattodea, Kalotermitidae. The record is from RefSeq and is a predicted model, not a curated record.